This is a messenger RNA of Hemibagrus wyckioides, 3414 nucleotides long. It is a transcript of the gene znf740a, whose product is annotated as zinc finger protein 740a. Lineage: Eukaryota; Metazoa; Chordata; Actinopteri; Siluriformes; Bagridae. Bases 263 to 1969 code for a protein of 568 amino acids. Gene Ontology annotation, cellular component: nucleus; PcG protein complex; transcription regulator complex. The transcript has 18 exons. Gene Ontology annotation, molecular function: DNA-binding transcription factor activity, RNA polymerase II-specific; RNA polymerase II cis-regulatory region sequence-specific DNA binding. The record is from RefSeq and is a predicted model, not a curated record. Gene Ontology annotation, biological process: regulation of transcription by RNA polymerase II.
UGUGGCACUUCCGGGUUGGAGUCGAGCGCGCGUGCUCGUCGAGGACUUCCGGUGCUGUUUCCUGUGUUUGUAAACUGUAGCUCGCGCUAGCUGAUGUGGACGAUGAGAUAAGGAGCCAGUUUUUUUUUUUAACCCACGUACCAAAAAGACUUGAAGGACGAAAACUGGUGCCAGAUGAUAGCAGUGGGCGUGUCCUAUUGUCUAGUGCAUCGUCCUGAGUGACAGCUUCUGGUCCCUCCCUUUGUCCCUGUUUUCUUCAGUGAUGUCACACAUACCAACCACCUCGGUCCGUGACCAUAUGAAAUGGGCGGGGCUGCUCGGCUGUGAAGCCGUCCUCUCCAGCAUGGCUCUGAUGCAGGCCAGCACCAUUUCUGCUCCAAAGAAGAUGAUGACAUCACUGGCCCCGCCCCCUGUACCAGGUCCUACUCAGAGGGACCCGCAGGGACACAUGGGCUUAACGGCGGCCAUGACCUGCCCUCCUCUGCUUGUCCGUAAAGAAGGCGACUUUCACGCCCCUCGCCUUCUGGACGAGAAGGAAAUGAGACCGAACGAAGACUUACAGCUUAAGAAGAAGAACAGGAAGUCGGGAACGCCCUGUAAAGUCCGAGAACAGGAGGGGAAGGGAGGGAAGGCCGUGGUGGUGGACGAGAACGGGAAUUGUCCGCUUUCCAAAGUGCAGAAGAACUUCAUCUGCGAUCACUGCUACGGCGCCUUCAGAAGCGGCUAUCACCUGAAGCGACACAUUCUCAUUCACACCGGGGAGAAGCCAUUUGCUUGUGCCAUAUGUGACAUGAGGUUUAUUCAGCGCUACCACUUGGAGAGACACAGCCUCACUCACACCGGGGUGAAACCGUAUGCAUGCACCAUGUGUGACAUGCGGUUUUUCCAACGUUACCACCUUCAGAGACACAGCCUCAUACAUACGGGGGUGAAGCCCUACGCUUGCUCCAUGUGUGACAGGCGUUUUUUCCAACGCUACCACCUGCAGAGACACAGCCUCACUCACACGGGGGUGAAGCCGUACGCUUGUUCCAUGUGUGACAUGAAGUUUUUUCAGCGUUACCACCUGCAGAGACACAGCCUAACCCAUACGGGGGUGAAGCCGUACGCUUGUUCCAUGUGUGACAUGAAGUUUUUUCAGCGUUACCACCUGCAGAGACACAGCCUAACCCAUACGGGGGUGAAGCCAUAUGCUUGCUCCAUGUGCCAUAUGAGGUUUUUUCAGCGUUGUCACCUUCAACGACACACCCUCACCCACACGGGGGUGAAGCCAUUUGCUUGCACCAUGUGUGAUAUGAGGUUUUUUCAACGCUACCACCUCCAGAGACACAGCAUCACCCAUACGGGAGUGAAGCCUUACGCUUGUUCCAUGUGUGACAUGCGUUUUUUCCACCGUUACCACCUGCAGAGACACAGCCUCACUCACACGGGGGUGAAGCCCUAUGCUUGUAACAUGUGUGACAUGCGUUUUUUCCAACGCUACCACCUGCAGAGACACAGCCUGACCCAUACGGGGGUGAAGCCGUACGCUUGCUCGAUGUGCGACAUGAGGUUUUUCCAACGUUACCACCUCCAGAGACACAGCCUCACUCACACGGGGGUGAAGCCGUACGCUUGCUCCAUGUGUGACAUGAGAUUUUUCCAGCGUUACCACUUGGAAAGACACAGCCUCACUCACACGGGUGAGAAGCCAUUUGCGUGUGACAUGUGCGACAUGCGCUUCAUUCAGAGAUAUCACCUGGAGAGACACAAGCGUGUACACAGUGGAGAGAAACCAUAUCAGUGUGAACGAUGCCAACAGAAUUUCUCGAGAACAGAUCGUCUGCUCCGACACAGGCGGCUGUGCCAGGGGAAGGGUGUGGCUAAAGUGGAGGCCGCGCCCUGUUGCGAGCCUCGCCCGUUUUCUCAAGACCCGCUCCCUGCUCCGCCUCCACCUCCGCCCAACACCUGGAGUCGACUUGCAGUCUGACAUUCCCUAACGUCGAGCGGCACGGAAAAGAAAUGACGAACACACUCCUGUCUCUCUGACUGCCGCCUCGCUCAGCGGGAGAAUUACCAAUUCAACAAGGCGGUUUCUUCCAGAAGGAGAAAGAGAACCAACGAAAUGCUUCUUUACCUUUAUUUGUGUUAACGAUUAUUUUAACAGAGGGACCUGUUCUGGAUUUUUUUAAUAUGUUCAAAUGAUUUAUUCACUUUUUUUUUGUAAGAGCUUUUCAGCCUUUGUUGUUGGUUUGUGGCUGAAGAGCGCCUUGACUCGAUGGACGAGAGCGUGAUGGACAGAAUUCCGCUCAUCUUUCUGCUGGUUUAAUGCGGCGCAAAUUUGUCCAGGAGUGAACAGGUUAAAGUUUCCACAUGCAACGUUUCGUGUGACACAAGCUGUGUUUCAGCUGCAGCUUCACAGAGCUGAGGCUUUCUUCUGGAACUCUCCAGAAAUUUCAUACCUUCAUAUUAUUCCUCCCGUUUAGCCGCUCACAUGUGUGCAUGUGAGAAUAACUGAGUUUUCACUGUAACACUCCACUUACACACCAGCUACAUAACGUUCUAGCUAGUGAAAACAUUUGAAUCUAAAUGGUGAGCGAACUGAAAUGUUUUUUUUUGUUAAUCGUUCCUGAUCCUGUAGUCCCCUGAUCCCAAUCCUGAUCCUGUACUCCACUGAUCCCAAUCCUGAUCCUGUACUCCACUGAUCCCAAUCCUGAUCCUGUACCCCACUGAUCCCAAUCCUGAUCCUGUACCCCACUGAUCCCAAUCCUGAUCCUGUACCCCACUGAUCCCAAUCCUGAUCCUGUACUCCACUGAUCCCAAUCCUGAUCCUGUACUCCACUGAUCCCAAUCCUGAUCCUGUACUCCACUGAUCCCAAUCCUGAUCCUGUACUCCACUGAUCCCAAUCCUGAUCCUGUACCCCACUGAUCCCAAUCCUGAUCCUGUACCCCACUGAUCCCAAUCCUGAUCCUGUACUCCACUGAUCCCAAUCCUGAUCCUGUACUCCACUGAUCCCAAUCCUGAUCCUGUACUCCACUGAUCCCAAUCCUGAUCCUGUACUCCACUGAUCCCAAUCCUGAUCCUGUACUCCACUGAUCCUGAUCAUGUAGUCCCCUGAUCCCAAUCCUGAUCCUGUACUCCACUGAUUCUGAUCCUGGGAUCUGGCAGUGUUUUUUUUUUUUUUUUUUUUAACCAGCACCACUGUGCUUCUUUCCAUCACCAGAUCACUUUUUAAGAAAAGAACAUAAAUUUCAGACGUUUGUUUUUCUUUUUUUUCCUAGCAGCCUGAUCUUAGUCAGCAGCUUUGUUUAUGUUGACACUUCAGUGGAAGUUUGUUUGUCACCGCCGCCGGCAUGAACAAACUCGCUUCUGUUCAGUUUCAUUCAAGCCCCACACACACACACACACACACACACCCACACCCACACACACAC